Closterium sp. Naga37s-1 is the source of this 954-nucleotide messenger RNA. The record is from the annotation of a GenBank genome assembly. NCBI's taxonomy places the organism in Eukaryota, Viridiplantae, Streptophyta, Zygnematophyceae, Desmidiales, Closteriaceae.
AUGGUGGACUCCCUGCUCCGCCAAGUGGCAGAGCAUUUGGGGCGUUCUGGCCCGUGGCAUCAACGCUUCAUUGGCCUGCAGGAGGUGUUCACGAAAACAAACCUGGAGCUACAAGGGAUCCACGACGACAUCACCCUCUACGAGCUCGCCACGAGCUACAGGUUUCACUUUUUGCUAUACUUCCUUGCAGACGUCCUCGAGCAGCUCAAUGAGCUGAACAGGGCAUUCCAGCAGCGUGAGCUGGACAUUGCAAGUGUCCACGGGCAGAUCCGCCGGUCGAUUUCAUUCCUAGAGUCCCGCUACGUCGACUGUGGUGACGACUUUGGAGGCGGGGUGAGCGCGCGCCUCUCCCCGUUCAUCAAGAAGCACGGGCCUGAGGGGGGCAAUCCCGAGGUGAAGGUGCAGGGAGUCGACUCGGACGGGCGGCCCACGACACACACCUUCGAGCUGCACGAGAAGCCGAGCGAAGACUACCCGACCCUCGGCUCCCACGACGCCUGCGUCGAUCUCUGCACCACCUUCGCCGAGACGCUCGUGCAAAACCUCAGCACACGGUUCCAGGACCUGGACUCCCUGGUGGGAGUGCGGCUGUUCAUGCCUGACGAGUGGGAGCUGGGGAGAGCAGAGCGCCACAGGCAGUGUCUCGAGUGGCUCGAGUCUCUCGUGAGGCUGUUCAGGGCACAGGACACGGACUACAUCAUUCCAGGUAUUCCCGCUCUCGCACUGUUGCUGUCCGUCUUAUUGUGUCAUUGCAUUUCAUCAACGUAUGGUAUCUGGCGCAGCUACAAGAAGCGCCGCCCAUUCGGCAAUGUGGCGGCACCACCCGAAAGAGAGGGAGAGGGCAGGGAUAGCACGGGAAAGGAGGCCCUAGAGGAGGAAGAGUGGGCAGAACGACAGGCUAAGGGAAGAGAAGAUGAUGAUGACAAGCAGGCCUCAUCAGAUGAUGAUUACUGA